AUGAAGCGUAUCUCAAUCGACCCGAAGGAUGAUCCCCCAACCCGAGACCUCCCACUGGCGACUUCCACCCCGGCGCAACUUCCCCCAGCCAAGGCGACAAAGCUUCAUCCAUCCAAAUCAGGCGAAGAGAACGCAACCCUGUUCUUCGUGGGAACGGCCACAACGAUUAUAGAAUGGGCGGGAAUACGGAUUAUGACUGAUCCCAACUUCCUCCACGCAGGCGAACAUGUCCACCUCGGUCCAGGCGUGUCAAGCGAGCGCCUCACCAACCCGGCCGUCGACCUGCACGACCUCCCUCGGAUUGAUCUUGUCCUUCUUUCGCACUAUCACGAGGACCAUUUUGAUAAAAUGGUCGAGGCUUCAUUGAGGCGUGAUCUACCCAUUAUCACGACAACACAUGGGCAGGAGCGUCUCGCUUUUAAGAAACAGGACCCAUUUACGUCUGUAUGCGCGCUUAAACCUUUUGAGCAGAUUGAGGUCAAUAUUGAAGGCACCGAAGGCCCCAGACAGCCCCGCCUGCGUGUGACGGGUAUGCCGGGGAAGCAUGUGCCUCCUAAGCGAGUGGUAGAGAAGCUCAACGCGCUAGCUAAGGCGUUCCCACCAACGAACGGCUGGAUGCUCGAGCUCGGCCACGGCAGCUCCAAUGCUGCAGACUUCUCCUGCGGUUAUCGCAUCUACAUCUCGGGAGAUACCCUGAUGGUAGACGAGCUGCGCGAAAUCUCCAAGCGAUACGCGGACCAACGAAUCGACCUAAUGCUCGUCCACCUCGGCGGUACAACCAUUCCUUCUCCCUUAGUAGGAAGACUAAUGGAACCGCUAGCGUUGACGGUUACGAUGGAUGCGGGGCAGGGUCUGCAAUUGAUCCAGCUAAUCCAACCAGACGUUACGAUCCCGAUCCACUAUGAUGAUUACGACGUAUUUGCGAGUCCGCUAGAAGAUUUUCGGCGCAAUGUGGAGGCGGCGGGGUUAUUGAACAAGGUUGUGUUUUUGGAUCGUAAGGAUCAGUAUUGCUUUCGAGUUAUGGGAUAG
Molecule: messenger RNA, 1029 nt
Organism: Penicillium roqueforti
Lineage: Eukaryota; Fungi; Ascomycota; Eurotiomycetes; Eurotiales; Aspergillaceae
Product: MBL fold metallo-hydrolase
Exons: 5
Coding region: 1-1029 (342 amino acids)
Source: RefSeq, a predicted model, not a curated record